Messenger RNA from Brachypodium distachyon (stiff brome), 1255 nucleotides. RefSeq lists its product as uncharacterized. The record is from RefSeq and is a predicted model, not a curated record. Lineage: Eukaryota; Viridiplantae; Streptophyta; Magnoliopsida; Poales; Poaceae. The transcript is spliced from 2 exons. Bases 20 to 922 code for a protein of 300 amino acids.
GAGAGCUUACUUGGAGAAAAUGGCAACGCCCACCACGAUGUCCACGAGCACGGCGGCGCUGAGCCUGAAGCUGCUGGUGGACACCAAGGCGGAGCGCGUCCUGUUCGCGGAGGCGAGCAAGGACGUCGUCGACUUCCUCUUCUCCCUCCUCACCCUGCCACUCGCCACGGCCAUGCGUCGGCUGCCACCCUUGACGCAGACGGGCAUGGAGUUGUUCCGGGUCCUUGUCAUCAAGCUCCUCGGCAACGACUCCAUGCCCGGCUGCGUCGCCAGCCUCUACGCCAGCGUCGACAAGCUCGACGACACCUACUACCUCCAGCCCGGCGCCGACAAGGACGAGCUCCUCAGCCCCGCCAUGCUCUCUCCUGCCGCUAGUGCCAGCUCCCUCCUCCUGGGCUCGCCAUUGCCAGGCCCGCCCUCCUUCCCCGCCAUGAAGACCUUCUACAGGUGCAACAGCAACUGCAGCUCGGGUGCUCCUCCUGCCUUCGGCACCCCCCCGGCUGGUUUCGGCUUCGGCGGCAGCGGCUAUGGUGUUGCGAGUUGCAAGAGCUGCCGGGGAUACGUGACGGACACUGCCGGCACGGCGUGUCCUUCGUGCGGCACCCAGAUGACCACGGCGCUGCAGUUCGUGGCCGGCGAUGACGGCGCGAAUAAUGACCAAGGGUUCGUGCGGGGGGUCGUGACGUACACGGUGAUGGACGAUCUCAAGGUGGCGCCCAUGUCGGCCAUCUCCGGGAUCACCCUGCUGGUCAGCUGCUUUGGCGUCACGGACCUGAGCGCGCUCCAGGAGAAGACCGUGCAGCUCGGCUACAACGAGGGUUUGGAGAUACUGAAGGCGUCGCUGCAGUCCAAGACCGUCCUUACCGACGUUUUCCUUGCAAACAAGCCUCCCUGCAGCGGCAGCAACGACCCCUUGAAUUAACCCUGCAGGUUGCUCUGCUCCUCCUCUGCAUAUGUCUGCAGCUGCAAGAGUAGGCUUAACUAGGUUUGCCCUUUUGUAUGAUCAUCUGCAGGCACAACGCCUCAAUUCGUCUAGCGUGAUUUGGUUGGUCUUUUAAUCUACCAAUUAUUGCUACUCCGAUUUAGGUCGUGUGUGUUCUUCUGUUGAUACCUGGUGCCGUCAGCGGUCAGCUACCCAUAUUCUGUUGGUCCUCAAAGCUGUCAAGCAUCAAUAUUGGAUUUGCUCUUAUAGUUGGGUGGAAUUGAACCAGAUAGCUAGUGUUACUAGACCAGCUCUCUGUGUACAAUAAGGCAG